Messenger RNA from Labeo rohita (rohu), 1537 nucleotides. Its product is annotated as phenoloxidase-activating factor 1-like. The record is from RefSeq and is a predicted model, not a curated record. Gene Ontology annotation, molecular function: serine-type endopeptidase activity. Lineage: Eukaryota; Metazoa; Chordata; Actinopteri; Cypriniformes; Cyprinidae. Gene Ontology annotation, biological process: proteolysis.
AUGGUCAAAUUCUCUCUGCUUUUGCUGGCCUCUCUGCUGCCACACACAACCUUCUCUUUCUCUGUGAAUGUCUGUAUAGUGAUUAGCAUGGAAGCAAAACCCCACUCCAGACCUUACAUGGUGUCUGUUCAAUCGAAGGAGCAGCAUAUCUGCAGUGGAUUCCUCAUCUCUGAUAGAUUUGUCAUGACUGCUGCACACUGCCGAAACAAAAAAACAGCUCUGACAGUUGUGCUAGGCGCACAUGACCUACAAAAUAAGAAUGAGAAUUCAGUCCGAAUCAAAGUGGAGUCAUACCACCCCCAUCCGCAAUAUACCUUUAUUCGCGAAUCCUUUGAUAAUGACAUCCUGCUUUUAAGGUUGGAAAAAAAUGCACAACUGAACAACAAUAUCAAGCCGAUAUCCAUACCAGCGGAAGAAGCCGAUAUCAAAGCAGAUUCUGUUUGCAGUAUCGCAGGCUGGGGACGUUUAGAAACUAAUGGCAACCAAAGCAAUCACUUCAUGGAGACAAAUGUGAAGGUCAUGAAUAACAAUACAUGUGAAAGCAAAUGGGGGGAGGGAGACUUUUCAGCUUCACUGAUGAUGAGUGCAUAUGGAUAUCGAGGAAGCUGUCAUGGGGAUUCAGGAGGCCCUUUGGUUUGUGGAGACACUGCAGUUGGUGUUGCUUCCUUUGGUGACCCUGAAAUCUGUAAUUCAUCAGCCCUACCUCAAGUUUAUACUAAGAUUUCAGCAUAUCUUCCAUGGAUAAAGAGCAUAACUGCAGCUCUUGUGAAUGUGAAUAUAGUGAAUGACAAGGAAGCAAAACCCCACUCCAGACCUUACAUGGUGUCUGUUCAAUCGAAGGAGCAGCAUAUCUGCAGUGGAUUCCUCAUCUCUGAUAGAUUUGUCAUGACUGCUGCACAUUGCAGAAACAAUUCUCCAGUUCUGACAGUUGUGCUAGGCGCACAUAACCUACGAAAUAAGAAGGAGAAUUCAGUCCGAAUCAAAGUGGAUUCAUACUAUCAGCAUCCAAAAUACACAAAUGAAUCCUUUCAUAAUGACAUCCUGCUUUUGAAGUUGGAAAAAAAUGCACAACUGAACAACAAUAUCAAGUCGAUAUCCAUACCAACGAAAGAAGGUGAUAUCGAAGCAGAUUCUGUUUGCAGUAUCGCAGGCUGGGGACUUUUAGAAACUAAAGGCAAGCAAAGCAAUCACCUCAUGGAGACAAAUGUGACGGUCAUGAAUAACAAGGAGUGUGAAAGCAAAUGGGGGGAGGAAGAGUUUUCAGCUUCACUGAUGAUGUGUGUAUAUGGAGAAGGAGGAAGCUGUACUGGGGAUUCAGGAGGCCCUUUGGUUUGUGGAGACACUGCAGUUGGUGUCACUUCCUUUGGUGACCCUAAGAUCUGUAAUUCACCAGAGCUACCUGAAGUUUAUACUAAGAUUUCAGCAUAUCUUCCAUGGAUAAAAAGCAUAACUGGAAAUGGCAGCUCUGCCAUUCUUGCAGAUGAAAUGAAGUUUUGAGUUGAGUUUUUCCUCCAAAAUCUUGUUUCAAUAAACAUAU